GUAGUGCGCACAGCAGUUUCAACCAAGCCAAACAGCAACUCCGCAAAUUACUGGCCGUAAUGAAAUUAGUUUAAGAGAAGUGCUCGCAUGAGAAGCACUGGAGCGGGUUUUGUUUCCCUUUGCCCAAUAAACCGUUCCUAGGCAUUUCUUGCACGACCAAUCAGCCGUUUUGGAAUCGAUUCAGUAGUUCAAGUCUUUAACCACGGUUUCAGCUUGUGAGUGAGUUUUAUUUCGGUUCAAUUAGAAGUUCUGAAGUUUCCUAGCUGGAGGAUUGUUUGGUUUUCGCUCGGUUUCGUAAAAGAUAGAAGAGCAGGCAAGAAAACAUCUGCAAAGGAUUGGAAUGUGACAGGAACAGAUACAGAAACAGGACGCGCGCAGAUUACUGAUGUCGGUUUGGAAAUGAUGUGAAUUAGUAAUAAUAGUAGUCCGUGCUUUUCAAUUACGAUCCCGUAGUCCGUGGCGGAGAUAUAAAUAAAAAUUUCGUACAUGAGGAGGAUAUUGCAGGACCAACCAGAUUUUCUCGUCCGCAAUACAACAACGAUCCGAGUGCCCAAAAGUGGAGAAAAUCUGCAGUUUGUUCGGUCUGUGCUCAGUGCCCGGAAAAGGAAGUCUUUUUCCAAACGAUGCGAAUGGAAAAAUUUGAAUAAUCUGGAUCAUCGUUCAGCGGCAAAAAAAAGAUAGUGGCUGCAGAGUGGGUGCUUCUUUUGCCAGAGUGUGAUUGAUUGUUUCUAUUUUUUUACGCAUUGUAGCGUAGCACAUUGUGCGGAAAAGUUUAUGGCUAGCGAAGAAGUAUUGUGAAAGGGGAGAUUUUCUUCGGUGGAAUAGAAAAAAAAAAUUUCACAGUGAAUUUUUGCUGAGAUAGCCGCUGCCACAAUAGCUAACUAGCUGGUGGAAUUUGUGCAGUGAAGUGAUAGAAAACAGGAAGUGGAACAAAUUGUGUCAAUUGUGGCCCCAGACGGAGAGGAGGCGGUCGUUGUUUUUUUGUCUAUCUGCACUUUCUGGAAUCUCCUCUGGGUGAAAUAGCAGCCACCACUAGAACAUCAUCGUCACCAUGAUCGAGUUCAAAGCUGGAGUACUGUGGCUUUCGUGCCUGGUUCUGCUGUUCAAUCAAGAAAACGUACUGGCACAAACCAGACGUGUGUUUCGCACGGGAGUCGCACAACCCCGAGCCCUCGGCUCGAAUCCAAGAACCAGUCAUUCAUCCUCCGUGGAUUUCAACUGCCCGGAAGAAUUCGGAUACUAUUCCCACCCGACAGACUGCUCCCAGUAUUAUGUUUGCGUGUUCGGGGGAGCUCUGCUGGAAAGUUGUACCGGAGGGUUGAUGUACAGCCAUGAGCUGCAAACCUGUGAUUGGCCACGGAAUGUGGGCUGUGACGUUCAGUCGCAAAACGCUCAAGCGGCGCAACUACGAACUACCGUGACACCACGCGUUCCACAGGUUCUAUCCCGUAUUCGAUUUUCUUCAAGUGGUGCAUCAGCACCAUCGGCACCGUCCGGUCCAUCCGGACCCAGUGCUCCAUCGGGCCCGUCGGGUCCUGGACCGUCCGGACCUGCACGCAUUCAACAAAUUCAAUCACUACCGCCACCACCGCCGCCAGCAAAUCCGAAUCCUGUGAUCACAACACGAGGUCAACCGAAAAACUCUCCUCAAGAAGAUAUUGCCAAGCUCUAUGCCGAAGCCCACGAUACACUGCCGCCAGUCGAGGAAGACGAAUCCGAUCGACAACAACGUGUUUACCGUGGCCAGCCAAGUACGGUCACGCAAGUGCAGCGUGAUCGAGACGGUAUCCUCCAGCAGCCAAGCGUCAAUGCUAUUCCUACACAGGCAAAAAUAGGUUCCUUUGCGUACAGUGCCCAGCCACAGCCAUUCAGUGACGAAGACGUAUUGCAAGACCUAGACCUAGAAGCGCAAAUUACUCGCACCAACGCUCAUGAUCGCAAGAAACGUGACGUGAUCUCCGACGUUGACAAAGGAACAAUCACUGUUACUAGCACUCGAGAUAUGCAAAACAGUUCACUGAAUAUUGCUGAGAAUCAACAGAAUAGACGUUCCGAUCCAGACGAAACGGAACUGACGGAUCUCAGCCAAUUGGAGGAAGCAGUGUAUGGCGAGGAGAGUGCACGAAGUGCCCGACAACUUAGGCCACUGGGAAACUGGCAGUAUAGAUCGUUGGAUACAUCACUCUCCCGUCAGAACAGCUUCUCGCCAAGUAGCUAUGAUCCGUACGCAUUCUCGGCUGGACCAACAUCACCGAGCUACCUCAAGUCUGGAGCGCGGUACUACCAGCCGCAGACUUACAGUAAAAAAGAAAUAACCAACAACUACAACGAUUACCUCGAAGCAUACGUGAAAGCCAAACAGGGUGGUAGCCAAUACUUAAGGCCAGUAGAAGUAUCUCAUCACAAGGCACCGGGUCUUCAAAACUACAAAACUGUCACCAAAAUAACACCUCAGGAUGCAUUGAUCCCUCUCCUGAUCUCAAAUCAAUCGCCGAGGCCGCAACAGUAUCAAACUGCAUUUACCGCUGCCGCUUUUGUAAAUAAUCAUAACGGUAAAAAGUACACAACACCGGUUCCGGACAUAGACGAUGACACCAUUCCGGAUAACUUUGCAUAUUUCCAUUUUGGUAAUCAUUACUCGUCCACCCCCAUAUCCGUCAACAAUCAUGCUAAGAAUGCAGCAAAAGCUAAUCCACAGCAAUCGCCGAAGGUGGCUCAACCUAGCAACCGAAGCCCAUUUAUUGCAUUUAGCUCCGUCGGAGGGUUCUUCAACAAUCAACAGACUUCCAAUCCGAUCAAAGAAUCCUUCGUAGGAGUAUCCAAGUACCCUGCGCAGCAGGCAAAUUCUAAAAUCCUCGCUGGACCAAGUACUCCAGCACCGGUCUAUGAAAACGUUGGAAACUCCGUGACACAGCUGCAACGGUUUCCGGCAACGACUUCAAAGUCUCCAGUGACCCUAGAGUUCUACCCACAGAAUUUGUUUCUAAGCAAUGGUAAUUUAUACACGAAUAGUGUACCGUCACAGGGCACAUUCAACAACUACAACGAAAAAUUAAUACCAGUAUACGAAACGUCCACACUGAGGCCGGCCGGUUAUUUCGUAACCAAAUCCACAAACGGCUUUCAACCUAUCUCGGUAUCCACUACUCCAAGAUACUACCAUCAAGGUAGCCAGAAUAAUCCGGAUUACACAAGAUUUUACGAAAGUAUCAAAAGCAGCCACGUUCAGCAAACGAACGUAAAAAUAGUCGACGAAUUGAAGAACAUCGGCUCACAAUUCCCAAAGAAUGUUACCACGAAUCUCCACCCGGUGCCUUCAGUGCAACAUCAAAACAAACUACCUCAUUACGGACCAUCAACUGUCAAACCUGUAAGCGAAUCUAAUGAGUAUUACUAUGAACAAGAAGAUGAAGUUCGUGGUCACAAAUAUGUAAAAAACACUCUUAGUGGUGAUCGUAAACCAACUUAUCCGAAACGUCCCGUUGAAGACGACGACGAAGAGUAUUACGAAGAAGAUGACGAAGAUGACUACGAGUACAGAUAUCCGGUGAAUAAGUCCAAGUAUACUCCAAUGACGGAAACCAUGGCACCAAGACCAAUCGGAAACCUGACUACUCCAAGACCGGCGGCGUCCGUAUCCGGUCACGUGUACUAUCCGAACCAUAAGUACGAAACAACGACUUGGCGUCCAAGCACCGUAACAGCUCAUUCUUCAACAACGAGUGAUAUUCCCCCAAUCAUAAAAUUUCCAGAAGAUGUAUUCCAAGGUAUCAGACCCUUGGCGGAUAUCCCUCGUUAUCUGAACAAAUCAACUUCUCGACCAUACACCGUACGGCAGCGAGUCCGACCAACUGCAAUUCCGAAUGCAAAUCUCAUUGACGAAAUCACUUCCAAGGAACUACUUCGAACGACUGCUAAAUCGUAUACCUCUAAAAGCGUAGCCAAGACGAUAUCGACAACAACAUCGAAACCAACGACAACAACCACAACAACAACUACGACAACGACGAGUACUCCACCACCACCACCACCACCGCGAACGCGAACCACUACGACAUCGACUGUCGCGUCGACCUACGAAACGACGUCUCGAAAACGGUACACCGUUCGACCGAACCGUGGCCAGCAACGCUGGCGCACAACCGAGACCCCAGAACAGCAUACCGUUAGCACCAGACCGAACAAAAACCCACUCCGUAACGAUCGUUUGGAACUCGAUGAACGGCUACCAAACAGAGUUGAAACAUCAUCACCGGCCCCGAGCAGAUACAAUUCCGACCAGUCACAGAAGACUGUUCUCAGCCAGAGCAACAAAAACUACUACAACACCAGCAACUACGAUCCGUCGGCGUACGAUUCCUACUAUGCUGUCUAUGACGAGGAUGUAGAGCUGUACAGAGAUGUUGAAUACCAACCGCAGUACAACCAGAAUAAUCAGCAAUCGUCAUCCCAACCACCGAAGCCAAUCGUGUCCUCGACCUAUCGCCCAACCGUGGUCACUACCGUCGCUCCAACUUCUCAACGAGAUCAGUCACUGUACGUCACUUCUCCCCGUACCACCUACCAACAGAGACCAUCCUACCAGGCCGAUUAUGAUGAUGCCCUUGUGUCACAGCUUGAAGAUGAUCGUUAUAAUCAGAAACAAACGCACACACAACUCAGAAACGAUUUGAAUUCGAUCUCUGAUCGUCCGAUUCUGGUAUCGUCAACGAUUCGUACCUAUAACAGUCCCAAAUAUCAGACAGCCUUCGUAACAUCACCCGAACCGUUCUCACUUCCAUCAACAACCAGUACAAGAACCACUACAACCACCACAACCAUCACUACAACACCAGCUCCGCUACAGUAUUAUACCACAAGAUCAUCACAAUUGGAUGAAAAAAGCAAUAAAUCGACUCCUAAAUCAAUCAUAUUAACACUCGCAGCACGCGCGGGCUCCUCGUCCACAUCAACCGAAAGUCCCCUCCUUGUAUCCUUUUCCCCAUUCUCCUACACAUCCGGCAGAUCCGCCAGUGCCAUAUCCAACAUAUUCCGACCGGUAUCGAAAACUAACAGCACAAAAACAACUACAACGACUAGCACCACAACCACAACUCCAGCUCCCUAUCCUUCUCUGUACCAAUUCUCGAUCAGUGACACCAAUGAAAACCAAUCCAACCAAGUCCCACCGGAAAUCAAAUUCCAUCCCAUCCCAGAGGAUAGCUACUACGACGACGAAGAAUACCCUCUCAGUAAGACUCGAUAUGAAUACGAUGUUCAGGACAACGAUAGCAGCAAUGAUCAAUCGAGUAAGAAGUACAUAACCCAAAAAUUACUUCCUGUUAACCAGCCCUCCUCCAAUUACGGUUCAUCCGGGACACGCGAAGAAAGCCCUUUCUCAUACGACGAACCAACGAAUUAUUUUUCAUUCAAUUACAAUAAAUCUCCGUCCUCGCCUACACCGACUACCACUACCACCCACAGACCAACAACUACGACUCCUAGUACUACCACCACUCGUAGUCCAACUACUACAACUACAACAACCACCCCGGACCCGAUAGUGCAACGUCAGAAAAUCCAAAGUUUCGUUGUCUCCGAAAACCAACCGGAGAGUUUUCAAUCACACAAAACUUUUUCAUCCCCCAAACCAUCUGCCGUACCAGACUACGAUAGCUCCCUAAACAGCGGCGUUCGCACGCGUGGUCAAAACACAUUCCUCAAAGCCCUAGGCACAACACUGUCCGCCACCCAACAGUCCACCAUUGCUACAUCCACCAAUGUUGCACCUGUUUCAGCCUAUUCAUCUGUUGCACCAAUCCUGGCGAAACCAACCGAGCAGUUAAACUCGGAUAAGAUUUAUCGGCUUACUUUUAAUUCGAAAUUCGGUAGCACUCGCCCAGAAGAGCCUGUUUUGACCGUGGUAAGACCAAGCUCAACUCACCCUCCACGCUACAUUUUCAGACCAGAAAAAUCCGAAACAAACAAUACGAUUAGAUUAACGCUGGGUACCGCCAUCGGGCAGAGCUCAACGACGACUCGAACUCCCUUCUCUCCUUCGUCCCCUCGGUAUGUAAACUACGAGGAAACCACUCGGUCUACUCCAGGUCAUUCUAAGCUGGAAGAACGCUUAACGACAACAGAUCGGCCGGUGACUCAGUCUCCUCGCUACGAAAUCCGACCGGAACAAUUUGAAAACAAUAAAUCGAUUCGGCUGACGCUAAAUGCUGGUAUUGGUGGUAGGCCAUCCGUGUCGAAAGGAACCGUUGAAACUGUAGAAAUCACAUCAGCUAAUCCCAGAUAUAUUCAGUUUACUCAAUCUGAUGCGAUAACUACAACAACUCCGGAGCCGAGUACUUCGACAACGGUCAAAAUAUUACGGUUAUCUCCGAGCUCCCUACCGACUCCUACGCGUAAUCGCUACUAUCAAGAUAGAGAUGAGGUGACGCACAUUACCAAACCCAAUGUAAAACCAACGAAAACCAGUUUUCAAGAUACUGAUCCAACUUCCUCCAGCGAAUGGGUUCCUUCUUAUCCGGAUAAGGUAUUAUCCAGCCCUCAAACGAACACACUUCAAGAGAAUGAAGAACAGGAGCUUGAUGAUUCGUUAAUCCCAUCCAAUAAUAGAAAACCCUACCACAAUCCUUUGGAUAUCAAACCACUGCUUCCCACACGAUUUCCACCCCGGUCAACUCUACCGCCCACAGCGGCCGACGAUAGUCGUAAAAUCGCCGAGUCAAUACAGAGUUUCACUACUCGAGGGUUGAUCUUCAAAGAAGCACUAAACAAAACCCUAGAACCAACCAGUAAUCCACGUCUGCUUGUGUCACCAUUCAAAAGUCUCGAAGUACAACGGCACACCACUCCAUCAGACAAACCAUUCUCGUAUUCCACUUCCCGUGUAAUUUCCAACGUCUACCGAACUACAACAGAUGCGCCUAGGGAAGCUUUCAGAAGCUACUUCCUCAUAACAGCUCCUCCAAAGCUGGCGAAUGUUGACCGGUUUUCUAGUCUGUCGACAUCUAUACCUACAUCAAUAUCGACUACCACUUCUACCACAACAACAGAACUGCCAACAACUACUGCAUCCACAACAUCGUCCACCAUCCCAAGUACUACUUCAACAGCCACAAGCACCACAUAUUCAUCCACACCCUACUACUCGUCUACGGAAGACACCACCUCUACCACUGUGCCAAAGUCAACCGAAGUAUACCGGGGUCGAUACCGUCCAGUCUUCAACUUGGUCAAAUCUUCCGAUACAUCGGAAGAAGCUACAACCCCUCGUUAUCGCCUUCGUAAUCGUAUUCCUACACGGCGCUCGUACACUCGCCUGAGACCAUCGGCGUUUCCUGCGUCAAGCAGAAACCAUGACAAAGCAAAGUAUCCUUUAACCAACACUGAAAGUACACUACUUUCAAUAUCUACAGAAUAUGUUGAUCGACACGUAACCCCGUCGCCAUCGACACCGUCGAUUUCCUCGUCGCCUAGUUCACAUUUGAACAGAAUUAGUACCACCGAACGAUCUCGCUACGAUAGCGAAGAAUCGCCGGCCAAAUCUUCACAUUACAAGUCCCGUUUUAGUGACGACAGUGUGGAAGUGUUCAAAAAAGUUACGGUUCCAUCGGAGAACGUAACACUUCGAACCAACAGCGAACCCGUUAAAGUGGUCGCAAUCACCGACAAACCCGUCUACUUCACCAGUUACCAUUUGACCUCGACUGAAAUGAACUCUUUUGGACCUUCCUCCAACAGCAAGACAGAAACGACAACGAAGAAAUUCCGUGCGACUGUUGAGAUGCCCGAAAUGAACAUUCCUACCGAAAAGGAGUUGCUGUCGUACCAGCAGGACGACAGUGCCAGUAACGAAGAAGAAGAGGAAGAUGACGAAGAUGUACAUGACGAAGAAGACGAAGACAUACCGGAGGAGGACCUGGUGGACUACUCUUAUCUCGAAACGACCAGUGCUGUUCCGACUUCAACCGUAUCGUCUACGACUACUACUGCCAGUAGUAGAAUUGCUGGUUCAUACAAACCACUCUAUCGAUCAUCGAAACGUUACACUACUUCAACUUCUACUACAACUGAAUACACUACCCCUGACACAUUACCACCAAACGUGCAAGUUACGGAUAUGCAACGACUCAACCAAACCAUUCCGACACUACCAAUACAAAGCACAUCACUCUCUGACACAAUCUGGAGCAGUUCCUUGACGCCCGGUUUAUCGGAUCAAGAUGAGCUGGACGGAACCAAUUCACAACAAUCCAAUUCCACUAGCACCACUACCACAACCACCAUCACCACCAACACCACUCCUCGCUUACCCACAACAUACUCCAUGAACAAGCUCCCACCGCGCGCAUCCAGGGUCAAUAAUGCCAUAAAGACCACGAUUGCGGCCGCACAGCUGCCACGCCGAUAUAGCAAACCAUCAACCGGGAAAAGUAUACAAUGUACAGAAAAUUCACUUUCUGCCAAGUGCAACGAAAUCCCGUCGAGAGGUAGCAGCAACAACAACAACAACAACAACCGUAACCGUGGACAGCAGCAGCAACAACAACAACCACAAUACGUUACCGAUAUUCAGUCGACGGUAUCCGCUAAUCGAGGAACCCAUCCGCCACGCGCCCGUCCUACUUUGAAGCCAGCGCAGACCAUCGUUUCGAAGGCGCAGGAGUUCAUCGAUAUCUACCGUCAUCCGGCAACGCGCCCGGAACCGCUUUACCCGCAACCGAAUCCGGAUAAAACUGCCGCGAAGUGUCGCAAGGAUGUGUGCCAGCUGCCGGAUUGCUACUGCGGCGGUAAAGAUGUCCCCGGAGAUUUGCACGUCGAGCAAGUGCCACAGAUUGUUCUACUGACCUUUGACGAUUCGGUCAAUGACCUCAAUAAACAGCUGUAUCAGGAUCUGUUCGAACGAGGACGGGUAAAUCCAAACGGUUGUACAAUCUCCGCUACAUUCUACGUAUCCCACGAGUGGACCGACUACAGCCAAGUGCAGAACUUGUAUUCUGAUGGACACGAAAUGGCGUCGCAUACCGUUUCCCACAGUUUCGGCGAGGCGUUCUCUCCCAAAAAGUGGGCACGUGAAGUAGCCGGCCAACGGGAGAUCCUGUCUGCAUACGGUGGAGUCAAACUAGAAGAUGUACGUGGAAUGCGAGCCCCGUUCCUGUCCAUUGGAGGUAACAAGAUGUUCAAGAUGUUGUAUGACUUCAACUUUACCUAUGAUUCGUCGAUGCCGGUCUAUGAAAAUCGUCCACCGAGCUGGCCGUACACCCUGGACUACAAAAUCUUCCACGACUGUAUGAUUCCACCUUGUCCUACCAAGAGCUAUCCAGGAGUUUGGGAAGUCCCUAUGGUGAUGUGGCAGGAUUUGAACGGUGGUCGUUGUUCGAUGGGCGACGCCUGCUCGAACCCACCGGAUGCCGAUGGCGUGUACAAGAUGAUCAUGAAAAACUUCGAGCGGCAUUACACCACCAACCGAGCACCAUUCGGACUUUACUAUCACGCAGCCUGGUUCACACAGCCGCACCAUAAGGAAGGCUUCAUACAGUUCCUAGAUGCGAUCAACUCGAUGAAGGAUGUGUUCAUCGUCACCAACUGGCAGGCACUGCAGUGGGUCCGCGAUCCGACACCGAUGUCCCGCAUAAACUCGUUCCAGCCGUUCCAGUGUAACUACUCCGACCGUCCAAAACGAUGCAACAACCCGAAGGUAUGCAAUCUGUGGCACAAAUCUGGUGUUCGAUACAUGCGUACGUGCCAACCCUGCCCAGAGAUUUACCCAUGGACCGGAAAGACUGGAAUCCGCUCAUCACGGAUCGACAACGACAUCGAGAUUGCCGAUACGAACUAAGUCAGGACAGCCAACGACGACAACACGGACUACGAAGCAGAUAUUUUUGUGUGUAAGAGAAAAGUUUUUGUUAACGAAAUCAGUCAUGGUAAUUAGUCGCCCAAGAUAGAAGUUGAGGUUCCACAGUAGGAAAGAAAAAAAAACGUCGCAAGACUAGAUGAUUCUCUUUUUUUCUCCGGCUUUAGGUUAAAAGCAGAGUAAUGCAUCUAUGAUCUUCUUGGGCUUUGCUUUUCUACAAAUUAAAAAAAAAAACAAACAAAACAUUAUAUAAAUUCGGGACUCUCGUGCGGUUAAAAUUCCAAACGUUGUCGAUGAAGAUACUAUUCACGAAAACCUUAGGUUUACCAUACCAAUUAACUACGAGUAAAGAAAGCUUCGCACUCACUUUUUCACCAACGCAUACUUGGUAAUUUAUUACAAUUAAACAUAUCAUCGGAGCUUAGUUGUCUUCAUUCUCCAUCGCCGGAAAGUUGGAUGAAGAACUUUUGAUAUCAUUAUAACUGUUAGACCUGUAAGAUUUUACCACGUAGAGCUAUUUUCCUGUAAAUACAACACAACUGUUGUGACAUUCAACAUCGAGUUUAAGAGAACACGGAGGUUCAACGAAAAACAUAGCGAACACGACAAAUACUCACUUUCUAGUGUAAAAAAAGCGGAAGGCAAUCGAAUAAUUUUAAGACGUUUUGACAGAGAUAUCGGACCGAAUCAAAAACUGGAGAAAGGUAGCACUGCCAUAUUGUAAACAAGAAGUUUUGCCUUUCUGUAACACACGAGCUGCACUAAAAUUAUUCUGCUAUUUCAUUGGAAAAUAAUGUAACUAAUUGCUGAAAUUCUAAAAAAAACAGUACGUUGGUUAGGUGUCCAAAUCCAUCGCGAACAGAAGAAAUUAAUAGGUUCAAACUCAUUUUGAAUUCAUUUUUUUGAGAAAACAUAAAAAAAAUUUAAAACCCAUAACGUACGCCUCAAAGGUGAUGGAAUGCAUACCUAGCUAACUUUGUGACACUAUUUUCGAUAUAAUUUUGUGGGCCGACUCGAAUGCAUUGACGAGGAAAAAACUAGAAAACAAUCGAUGAAUGACACUAAAAUUAAUAGUGAUAUAUUUAUAGCUAGUUAGAAAAUAAAUUAUAAACUGCUGCUAGGAUGAAUCUUUAAGGCAUAAGAAGCAAUCUAUUGUACAUAAACAGAAUUUACAUCAUAGUUCCCCUCCUUUCGAAGGUUUGCUAGAUCAGCACCCACAAACCAUGCACAAAUACUUGUUGCUUCCGAAGUUCGCAUUUUGAAUGUAUUUAGUUUUCUAUUUUUUUUUUGUUUUGUCUUGGUUCUUAUUUCAAAGUUCAGCGCAUAUUCCAUUUUACAUACUCAUUGCUGUAUGCUUUAAAAGAGAGAUCAUUUGCUAUAGUCUAGGAAACAUAAUUUGUAGAUCAACAAAUGUAUAUUGGUGAUACAGCGUGGUGGAACACGCGGCGAAAUGACACUGUUUGUGAUUUUCGAUGUAUUACUGUUCUAACAUAUAGGGGAGAAGUGAAAUGAGAAGAUAAUCCACAAAAUGAAUUCCGAAUGGUACUUCACUGCCGUUUGAACGAAAGAAGAAGAAACUUGGAAGAGAUGUAAAUAAAACUUGUGUACCGGAGAUCAUUCGAAUUAAAAGUGAGUGUAUUGGAAGUGAAUAAAUAAAACUUGACAAUUUUUAAUAAAAAUAA
Molecule: messenger RNA, 11532 nt
Organism: Malaya genurostris
Lineage: Eukaryota; Metazoa; Arthropoda; Insecta; Diptera; Culicidae
Gene: Cda5
Product: mucin-2
Exons: 14
Coding region: 1052-9832 (2926 amino acids)
Biological process (GO): carbohydrate metabolic process
Cellular component (GO): extracellular region
Molecular function (GO): chitin binding; hydrolase activity, acting on carbon-nitrogen (but not peptide) bonds
Source: RefSeq, a predicted model, not a curated record